Prorocentrum cordatum is the source of this 481-nucleotide messenger RNA. NCBI's taxonomy places the organism in Eukaryota, Dinophyceae, Prorocentrales, Prorocentraceae. The record is from the annotation of a GenBank genome assembly.
CUUGCGUCCUCGGCAUAUCCUUGGGAAGUCCCGUUGGCAGCCCUGCUGGAAAUUCACUUGGUCGCCCCAAGGGUUAGCGUCCUUACCGAUCACGCGUCCGCGCUGUGGCUAAAGCCAGUGCCCUCGGUCAUCCUCAGCGUUUCGGCUUGGAUCCUCUUUCUCAGGGAAAAUGGCCAAGACCCGCGGAGCAAACUGGAAUGGAGCUCUCAGUGAGAUGGUGGCGUUCCUGACUUCUGUGCUUGUUGGGGAAGGCGGUGCUCCGAAACCCCUGGCCUACAGCCCCAGCUUCGAAGACCCAGUGGACAUCGAUGAGCUCUCGAAGCUCGUCCCCGUCCUGAAGGCUGCUCGAGAGUUGCAGGACGACCUCUUGAUAAGGUACAACGACAUCAAGGAGGGGAUCAUGAGCCUCAUAUUCGACAAGAAGCUGGUGCUCGACGCGAGCGUGUACAAAACGAAGGCCCUCAAGAAGCAGUGGGCGGAG